AUGUCCAGUAAACCCGAUUUUGUCGUCGUCCCUGGUGCUUGGCAUAGUCCUGACUCUUUCUCACCCACAACCACCCUCCUCACCAAAGCCGGAUACGACGUCCACGGCGUCGACUUACCCACCGUCGGAGCCGAUCCACCCCUCAAAUCGUUCGACCCUGACGUACUCGCAAUUAGAGACGUCGUCAACAAGGUGCUAUCUACCGGUAAAGAUGUCGUAAUGGUUUUCCAUUCGUAUGGUGGUGUUGUCGGCUGUGAGGCACUGAAAGAGUAUGUGAAUGAGCACGAGACUGGCAAAAGUGGAGAGCAGGGCUGGGGGAAGAUUCGACGUUUGGUGUUUGUGGCGGCAUUUGUCCUGCCGGAGGGAGGGAGUUUGAUGGCAGCGUUAGGGUUUAAGCCAUUGCCGUGGUUUGAGAUUGACGGCGACGCAAUUAAUCCCGGGAACCCCAAAGAGAUCUUCUACAAUGAUCUCUCGGAUUCGGAAGCGCAGAAGCACAUCGCUGCUCUGAAGCAACAUUCCUACCUGGCAUUUGCAUCGACAGUGACAGCUGCGCCUUGGAAGACUAUCCCCAGUACGUAUAUCCUGUGCGAGAACGACAACGCGAUUCCCUUGCCAGGACAGGAGGGCAUGAUCGCUGGCGCGAAGCAGGCUGCGCCAAAUUCAUUUGAUGUCGUUGAGAAAUGCAGUGCGAGCCAUAGUCCAUUUUUGAGUCAGCCGGAUUGGUUGGCGGAGAAGCUUGUUGAGAGUACGAAGUAG
This is a messenger RNA of Cadophora gregata, 756 nucleotides long. RefSeq lists its product as uncharacterized. The transcript is spliced from 4 exons. The coding region runs from base 1 to 756 and encodes 251 amino acids. The record is from RefSeq and is a predicted model, not a curated record. Lineage: Eukaryota; Fungi; Ascomycota; Leotiomycetes; Helotiales; Ploettnerulaceae.